GGCUCCCCUAUCGCCAAAAAUGAUACUGCAAAGAUUGCCUGGAUAAUGCUGGGAGUUUCCGUGGCUCUUUCUGCUGUGGUGGUGGGGAUAAUUGUCUGCCGUAAGAGAGCAAAGAGGAAUGAUAAACGGUAUUUCAUUCAAAUGAUAAUAUCACUCAAAUUUAGAAUAUUAUUCUUUGUUGCUGAAUUGUUCCAUGGUAAAGUGUCUGGGCAUGUCUAUCUGGUGUCGUACUCACUCCCAAGCCACAAGUGACCUUUCUUACAGGCCAAGGCAAUGUAACUUUUGACUAAAUAGUAUCAACUAGGAAGCCGUCCCUGAUUUAAGCGUUACCACAAGCCCAUGAUUAAUUACGAGAAAUUUCAUUGACAUUUAAUUUGCACUUUGAUCCAGUGAGUCUGACAUUGCUGAGUUUAUGUUGCUGGAAGUCCCACACGAGCGGGUUACUAUCAUGGAGGAACUGGGACGAGGCGCUUUUGGAAGAGUUUAUAAGAGCGUGAUGAGGGGGUUACCUGAAAAGAAUACAUCCUCCAAACACAAGGAUCACCGUUUGGAUUCGCAUGAGGGACGUAUUGUUGCUACAAAAGUUCUACCAGGUGUGUGAGUUCAGAAUAUGGCAAAAAGAUAACUUACUCUUUCAGCAAACGCUAUUCACGGGAGUGAUUCUUAUUAAUAACAGGCAAGAGAGCCUCUCUUGUAACAGGUUUGAAUAUUUAAUCCAAUAGAUAGCAAACAUUAUAUCGUGGAAAACAGCAUCUCAAUGCCCCAGUCGGUAACAUUGUGAUGUACCUCAGGGGCCCAUUUUAGAUCUAAAUUUUGUUUUCUACUUAUAUUAAUGACCUCCCUGAAUGUUUGCAAUUUACCACACGAUUUGCAGUGAAUAAAUUACUGUAGACACAAAAACCUUCAGUGAGAUCAGAACAUUGAUAAGGUGUGCUGCAAGGUUGGUCGUGUUAUAAGUGGUCUUAGACAGGCUCGAGUUUAUGUCACAUUAUUUAAACGUACUAAAAAGUAUAUAGCGCUUAAAUCGAUGCCCGUGUUCAAGCAAAAACCGAGCGGGCACCUUUCAACAAAACCACACAGAUAUAAAAAAUGCAAAACAGAGCAGGCUGCAUGAUCACUUCUCAGAGCUGUGACAUGAUAAGAGAUUAUCUCUUUAAACCAAUUCAAAAUGUUAGUGCAUUCCUUCGUAAUGUGUAGAUUGGUCGUUCUCUUAUGUGAUCUUUCGAAAUACGUUAUUCAGUCACUUGAGAACUUUAUCUGAUCGUAUGUGGUUGCAAAUAUGACCACAUUACUGCAGCUUUACUUAGAGCAUGAGUAGCGGAUUUUAAAUCAUUCAUGUCCGAGCUGUAAUCGUCAUUUGUUUCAAACUUACAUGUCUGUUAGGAGUUCACGAUCAUCAACCAUGAACUUGUUAAUUAGUGACACCCAGAUCAAGGCUAAAACUUUUAUCGGACGAUCAUGCUUUUUCGUUUUGUGCCCCUAAACUUUGGAAUGAUUCUCCAGAGCACAUACAGUGUAAAAUGGAGUUUGAAUAUUCGUUCUUCUAAGAGUAAUCUUAAAGCUUUAAAAACCUCUAAGCGUUAUUUUCAUUUCGUAGUUUUGUUUAACAAUUUUUUUUUGUCAGUGUUACGAGGUACUGCUUUCUAGUCGUUUAAGUUUAAAACAUUUAUUUGACGACGAUGACGGUGAGCCGAAAACCCUCGGUGAAACUCAACUACAAAAGCAUAUUGGAAUGUCCCUGUCUAUGCAGAGUCAAUGAAAAUGAGCCAAUUGGAUAGAUGCGUUAGGAUUACAAAUGUACACUCAAGGAAAGUCAUAUUACUGGAGAUAGAAUACCCGUGGGACGAGAAUAGGGAAGCAAUUAAAGAACACAAAACUUGACGUCUAGAAUUAAAGAGACAAGUUUCCGGACUAUAAGAUCUUCCAGUAUUACAUCAUGUUCCAUGUCGUGCUUGGUGAUCGCUAGAUGAAGAGAACUAACGGUUUUUCUUUGAGACUUUGUUUUAUCUACUCACUUAACUCAGGGAACCAAUUUUUUAACGAAUAGAUUUUUUCUCAAGCAGAAAUUAGGACCUGAGCAAUUGACUGUGUUAUAUUUUCAUAGGUUAAAUAUACUUUCAUUUUAAUUAGUUCUUUUUUUCUCUACAUCUCGUUUUAGUUUUUUAUUAGUAACUGAUAUCGUGUAGCAUUUACGUACACUGUUACCUGGAUUUUCUUUAAAUGUCUUUUGUUUUUUUAGAAAAUGCCACGGAAGAGGACAAACGGCAGUUAGUUCGGGAAAUUGAGUUGAUGAAGGAAGUCGGAACACACCGUAAUAUUGUGAGCAUGCUCGGCUACUGGAUCCAAUCACAUCCCAUCAUGUUAAUCUUGGAAUAUAUUCCAAACGGAGAUCUUCUUCAGUGGCUCAGAAACAAAAGGCAACAGGUAUCAUUACUUUAUCAGCUGUAUCAAUAAAAAUUUGCUGGCCUCUUUUUUGCCUUUUGUUUAAAAAAUAUCUUCUCUCCAUUCGGAAUAGGGCUGCGCACAGAUAUUAUUCAUAGAACUCAAACUCAGACAAACGAAUUCCUCAAUUUUGUUUGUCUUUUUGUCAUUAAAAUGUCAAGUUUGUCUGACUUUUGACGUGAAAAUAACAAAAAUGGCAGAUUUCAGACAAACAUGGCAAAUUAGUCACUCUGACGUCAUUAGUAUUCUGUGCUGCACUUUAAUUUUCUAAUGAACAUCGUUCUGGGCGUGUAUGUUCUUUUUCUUACAUUGUGUGGUCUCUUAACGCAGAAGGAAAAUCCUCUCCCUCAUCACACGUCUAAAAACCAUCGUCUUCAGUAAAAAUAAUAAGAUGCUAAACAACUUGAAGUGAGAAUUUGUACAUGUUACCUAUAAUUUAAGUUCUCAAAGACAGAGGUGCAAUAACUGAAUGUAGAUAUCAAUGCAACCGGAUAUUCGUAUUUUUCCAAACGCGGUUUAUACAGCCAGACUGUUUAGAUGCUAUUCAUGUAUUCGGAAAACAAAGAUCGAUAAAUACACAAAAAUUUGUAUUCAACGCUGAAUUAAUUAAGCCAAGCUUGCCCUGGUACGAUCAGUUAAGGUUUUGAAACUGGUUCCUAUCCCUCCCUAAGCCACAUUUUGCCCUGAGUGAGAAGGUAGUGUUAAUGUUGUCUUAGGAGAGGGAAAGGUGGUCAGAAAAGAAAACAAAACGACAUUUUGAACGUUUACCCCUGGGGGUACCCCCGCCCGAUAGGAUGAGGAUCUCCAUCCUUAAAUAUGGUACCGUUAUUCUGUCAAGUAAAAUUCAUGUGCGUUAAUGCCCAACACAUGAGAAACAAAUCACAGAUCUGUUAAAACUGAACUUUACCCUAGAGCUGAUUAGGAGCGCGAUUCAAGGAAGUUUUUUUCUGUUUCCUUUAAUUCUUAGGUUUUGUUUUUCCCUUGAACUGGGCCUCAUUUUCCAUGUUUGGGUCUUUAAUAUGAUAUUGGUUUUCGCUUGUCUAAACUAUUCGAAAUUUUUUAAAGUACCCCCCUCCCCCCAGGUGGGCAUUAACCUUUUCUGGUCAGAAUGAAUCACGGGAUUACUAAUGGUGGAGCUACUCUAUUGUUUGAACAUGGUAACAGGACAAGAAUAGUUUACUUCAACGAACGCUUUUCAUUCUAGUAAUUUACUUGUUUCUUUUCUCAUUUUCCCAUGUAUUCACCAACAGUUGAGGUCCGCCAUUUGAUGAACCGUCCUUGAUUCGAGCUGACAAAGGGCUUCCACUCAAAAUGCUAGUCAGCUUUUCGAUCCACGGUCUUUCAAUAGUAGCAAGAUGAGUUAUUCAAAUCAGCCGAUAACACCAGAGUUUUGCUUUUCACCCCCCCGACCGAAGCAGUAGAAAAGUUUCUUUUUAAAAGACCCUUCAAAAUGUUUUGGUGGACAUAAUAAUUGUCCGUCCAGAGUUUCAAAACCGCCACCGUCUGCUGAGCGGGAGGCCCGGGGGGGGCACUUGGGUAUUUUUUGGGUGGGUAUGUGCCGCCCGGGACUCCAAAAUGGCACCCCGUUCUAGAAAAAAUUUCCCCUUAAAUUGAUACCCCGUUCUAGAAAUGGGCCAAUUUUUUAUACCCCGUUCUAGAAUUCGCCGUAAAACUGAUACCCCGUUCUAGAAAUGGGCCAAUUUUUUAUACUCCGUUCUAGGGUGCUACAAGAGUACAACGGUUUGCUUGUUAACGCAUUGAACCGUAUUUUUAAAAGCAAUCUGUCCUUGACUACUUUCAGUGGCUGCUUACAAAAGUGGAGCUUUCGUGCGUUCGAAAUAUUAUACCCCGUUCUAGAAAACGCCUCUGAAAUGGAUACCCCGUUCUAAAUCAGGAGCUUCAAAAUCACGACCCCUUUGGGCGGCACAUACCCGUAUAGGUAAUGUAUGGGAGUACCCCCCCCCCUCCCCGGGGCGGGAGGCCGUAGGUUCAAACCCCGGCGGGAUCGAACAACACCCAGGGUCUUUAAAGAACUGAGGAGAAAGUGCUGCCUUUGUAUAACAACUGCAAACGGUUUGACUUUCUGGUCUUCUCGGAUAAGGACGAUAAACCGUAGGCACCGUUUGACAAGCCCUUGCACAUGUAAUAAAUCUGUGGGACGUUAAAGAACCCACACACCUGCUCUUUGUGAAGAGUAGGGCACGUAGUGGCCGGUGUAGUGGUUUAUCUCACUUUCACACUCAUGUAUGGGGGCAUCAUUACUCAUUCCUUCAUUACUUGUAAAAUGCACCUUAAGCGGUCUGGCAAAGUCCCCCAAACAGUGUUGUAAAUUACACAUUACACGUCCCGAAAGCCCUGUACGAGAUAUGACGUUUAAUCCAUUUGAAUUUUCCGUGGACGCUUUAAAGAAAGCUGGCCCAUAAGGUAUUCCCGGCUAGAUUUUCAGUUUAACGUCGGUUAAGUAAAUCAAUCUUUCAAUUCACAUGGAUUCCUUUUAAAUUGGGGAAAAUACUUCGGCUAACCAACUGAUAGUGUUGAAAUUGUUUCUGCUGACAAAACCGUUUCAUGAUCAGACGGAAUUCAUUUCAAUAUUUUUUUGCAGCUUACAAUGAAAAAGAGUCAGCAAAGUGAUGUCGUUGAAAGGCUUAAGCCUCCUGUUCCUGAGAGACCGAAAUUGGUGUCCAGGAACCUGCAAACAAAAGAUGUCCUGGAUGAAAACGUGGAAGAGGAGAACAGGGGAAAAAAGAAUGAAGAAAGUGGAAAAGACGGUGGUUAUCAUUCCAGCGAGAAGAAGGAAAUUAAAAUCGACCUGGACGACGUUGAAAGAGGAAUUCUAAUCAACGAUGCUCCUCGAUCUGAGAUGGAACCUUCUUGCUUAAACCUGGGCUUCGAAGGUGACAAGGAGGAAGAAGAAAGUGACGAUGUCAACACGUCAUUUCUACAAAAUGAAGGGCGAAAGGGGUCGGUUGCGUCGGUGAUGGUGUUACCUUCGAUCAGUAUUGCCCAUUUCUCCAAAGAAAAAGAGCUCACUCUUGCUGAGCCCUUAAGAAACGUCGAAGAAAAGAUCACCAUCGAGAAAGAAGAAAGCAGCUGUGAGGGCAAGGAAGAUGAUGAAGAAGACAGUUCUGGGAAAGAAGUUCUAUGUUAUGCGUGGCAGAUUGCUAAAGGGAUGGUAAGAAUUUUUUCGACUGAAGAAUGCCUUGAGCAAUUUAGUCAUCAUUUGCAAAGCACAGAAAUCUGCCUCUUGCCCAUAUUUAAAAGAUUUCUUUUUCCGGCCUGGUAUUCCACGGAGGGCUUCAUUCCACUCACCCCAAGUCUCCCUGAAAAACAGCAUUUAAUUAAGUGUCAACAGGUGUCAACGGGCUUUCUUCCGCGGUUGAAAAACUUAAAAACCUUAUUUUUCAGCCAAUAUUCAUCCCCUCGAGUUAUCGAGGGUAAAAUUGUCUGGAAGUGAUAUGAAGGGAAACAAAAAUUACUUCGAGUUAGCGGGAGUUUCGAGUUAUCGAGGGUUCGAGUUACCGAGGGUAAAAUUACGGUAAAUGUAUGAAGGAAAUCCAGGGGAAAUCGAUUUUGGUUCGAGUUAGCACAAGGUUUGAGUUAGCGAGGGUUCGAGUUAUCGGGAGUCGACUGUAGUUCACUUAGCUUGUUCAACUUUAACGGCUUUUUUUGCUGAAAAGAAUACGUUGCGGGGUUUUCUUGGCCAAUUCCAUGAUUUGUUUCUUCGUUUUCCAACAGCUGUGACGGAAAUCCUCCUUCCAUUCUUCAUGAAUAGACCCACGAUCACUUCCUCCCGCUUUCCGGACCGUUUGCCAGGCUUUUCCAGGCUCUCGAUAGCGGGGAUGUCGUGUAAGCGUAAGGCACCGGCAAAAAUAUAAACGCGUGAUCUAGAGUUGAAAAGGGGGCGGUGGCGGGCCAUCUUUGAGCCUGGAACAGACGUUUCUUUCCACUUGGUUGCCUUUCCGUCAAAUCGUUAAAUCAGUCGGGAGUUCAUUUAGAACGAUAUCCCGAUUAAACUGCUAUCCCCCUGCCAUAUCGUAAAAUCGAGGUUCCAUUCUACUUUCAUAUUGACCAAUCAAAAUGGAAAUUUGUGUUGAUCUAAAGGUAUCUGGUAACUUAAAAUGUUUGAGAAAUAAUUUCGUUAUUUCUGUGCCAGGAAUACUUGGCCAGCAAAGGAUUCAUUCAUCGUGACCUGGCAGCCCGUAAUAUCCUACUUGGUGAGGACAGAGCGGUGAAGAUCGCUGAUUUUGGUUUGUUACGCCAUGCAAAUGAGAGUGAGAUAUACGAAGUUACGAGCGUACACAAGCUACCAAUGAAAUGGAUGGCACCUGAAGCGUUGGAAAGCGGCAUUUUUACUUUCAAGACUGACGUGUAAGUAUAAGAUAUGUUAAGAAGGUCACUGUUAGGCCAAGCUUGGGCUUCUUGUGAUGCAGUGUGACGUUGAGGUUCGAGAUAACAUAGACCCUGCAAUGUUUAGAACUGUCUGAAAAAAAAAAAAGAGCACAAUUUUGACACUGCUUAUAGUAGCGGUUAUCACUCUAUCUCUCAAGGAAUACUCAAGUAUUUGGAAAACAUUAGCCUGUUCCACGCGUGAAACUUGAAAAUAUGAGAUAUAAAUAGAAACUUUGAGCCGAUGAAGUUAAUCUGAGACCACCUUAGAUCUUAGAUUCCACACUCCACAUCCCGCAUUCCAGAUACUGGAUUCCGGAUUCCAACUCAGUGUAUUCCAGCUUUCAAAACGCCUAGAUUCCAGAAUUUCAUAGUUAGCAGGAUUCCGGAUUCCAAGGUCCAUGAUUCCGAGCAAAAACUUCCAGGAUUCCACAAUCUGUAUCACCUUCGAUUGGGCGAGAUAAACAAAAUUGAUGUUUCUAUGAAAUUUAAUUCUUGCUAUUUCUUUAUCUGCUUCCUUUUAUUGCAGGUGGUCUUUUGGAGUUGUUUUGUGGGAACUAGCCACCAUGGGUAAGCUGGUUUUAAAAAUCUUUGUAUAUUGAUGCUGGUAGAAUAAUACUCUUACUUGUCAUUUUCCUAUACGCGAGGGAAUUGAGAGGAAUCCUCCAAGAAAGUAGUUAGAGAAAAGAUUACUGUUCGGUUUUAGGAUCGCAGUCACAGGAGAUUUGAACCGCUUUAUAAAAGAGGCCAUUCUGGCAUAAUGUCGUGAUUGCUAAACAACUAGAAAAAAUAAUAGGCUCAUGUCCGCAGCUCUCUCAGUCGUCUUUACCGGGGAGGAGCGCAGGCUCAUAACAAUCCAGCCUAUAAGUCAUACCCUUAACCACAACUUGACCUGAUAUCAAGUGUCACUUGGCGAAAUGAAUUCUCAGUAAUGGUAAACUUGUACAUUACGUUAUUUUAAACCCACCUGGAGGUUGGUAAAAUGAUAUAACAUGAUGGUCAUUGAACUGAGUGGAGAGCACUUUGGUCUGAAAUCAUCGCGUGAUUUCGCGUGCGAGUUCGAUUUGAGAUUAGAAGUAUCAUUUCAGACUAAAAUUGCACGACACGAAGUUGAAUUAUCACUUUAUUACAGCCAUUUUGAAAUCGCAGAAUUUAACCCGUACCAGCAGUGAUUGGCCGUGGCACGAGAUAAGUUAUCUCGUUAUCCCCCAUGUUCGUUAACAUAUAUUCUGAGGCCAUGCUAAGAGAUGCUUUGAGGGGUGUGAAUGAAGGUAUUCGAGUGGGAAGUUAUCUCAAGACAGUGCGCUUUGCGGAUGAUCAAGCAACCUUAGCCAGUUCAGUUAAAAAUCUUCAACUUAUGAUGGGUAAAAUGCAGGAAAGCGCGGGGGAAUAUGAUAUGAAGAUCAAUGUUAAGAAGACUAAGGUGAAGAAAAUCUGUAAGAGGCCUGGUGAGGAAUUCACGAUCUUUCUUGAGGGUAGACAAUUAAGUCAAGAAUCAUCGCACUUUAACUACCUUGGGAGCCUCAUUACACAGGAUGGAUCCUGUGAAAAAUAAAUUAGAUCGAGAAUAGCCCGAAAACGCGUUUACUAAGAAAAAAGAACUGCCGCUGGACAAAAGCCUUCAGCUAGCUAGCCUUUGCCUGAAGAAGAGAAUUAUAAAGACUGUCAUCUGGGGUACUUUUCUGAAUGGAGCCGAAUGAUAGACCUUAAAGAAAGAGGACGUGCAAUUUCAAAAUGAAAAAUUAGAAAAGCCUGAUAAUCUUUGAUAAGACAGCAUUGAUCUUUAUUUUGUUAUUUUAGGGGGUACUCCAUACCCUGGGAUAAGCCCUAUGAGGCUAUGCAGUUUACUUAAAUCUGGAUAUCGCAUGGAGAAACCCAACACGUGCAGCGAUGAAAUGUAAGUCUGAAUAGAAAUAAUAAAAGACCUCCGAAUAGAGGGCACGAUGAAGAAAUAUACACAUAGUACUACAGAGAGUUUUUUUUUUUUCUAAAAUUGUCAGCCUUUUCCAAGGAGUGGAAACUUCAGCGCGCCUCUUUCCUUUACAUUGCCCCAUUAUAAAAAGAGCCUAUAGAACAUAAGUGUCUUCAAUAUUCAAAGUAAAUGGAGACAUAUCCUUGUGUAGCGGUAUUUUAAACUAUGUAUUCCUUUUUCAACAGAUACAAAUUGACGAUGGACUGUUGGAAGGAGGAUCCAAAUGAACGACCCUCAUUCGUUCAACUAGUACCGAUACUGGAAGAGAUGAUGACAGAAGAUACCCCUUACUAUUAUUUCAGACUACUGGAUCAGAACCAGCCAUGUUACCGUGAGGCAUCCGCCACUAACACCAGUAAAGCUAGUACUCUUGAUACGAAGCUGUAA
Molecule: messenger RNA, 9187 nt
Organism: Porites lobata
Lineage: Eukaryota; Metazoa; Cnidaria; Anthozoa; Scleractinia; Poritidae
Source: the annotation of a GenBank genome assembly